GCUGUCACGGAUCUGCGCGUGGCCAUGACCGGCAUGAUAAAGAACCGGACGGCUUUUCGGCGAGGAAAACGGCUAAUGGGCGAAAGAUGAGGAGAAAAACAAUAGCAAAGCGCAUCCUGUACAAUGGAUACGAGGGAUACGAAGAGACACCCGAAGAAACCGGCGCGAGGGCGAACCACGUCCUCGGUCAAGAGCCGGCGAAGAGGAGAAAAUGGAGAGAACUAAAUGGAGAGGACAUCUCAUCUUGCAAUGCUGACUACAUUAAGUUCAAAACAAAGGCUUUUGAGGUUGACAAGCCCCUUGGAGAUGCAACAAGGGGUGCAGAUUUUACUAUGGAGGUGCUCGGAAGUCUCCAAUCACGUUCAAGGGCGGAGCUUAUUGCCAUGGUGUUGACUAUGCAGAGGGAGAUGGACGGCCUUCGAGAGCAAAUCAGAAGCCUUACAGCUUGUGGGAAGUUGGCUCAGACACUUGAAGAGCUGAUCGAGAAGAGUGAUAGAUGGCUGUGCAGCAGCCACAAAGCUGCAACUCCCAGCAUUCCAGAGGAGCUCGAGAGAAGCAGGCCACCCAGUCACAUUUCUCCUCCAAGGGUGCUUAGUGGAAGAACAGCUGAAUGUGCAAGUUCAGAGCAGCAGGGGUGUGGUCAGUAUGAGGUCACACAAACAAUGCCUCAACGGAAUGGAACGCUUCCCGAACAAAAAGUUAUCACUGCUGAUCUCCUGGAGCGCUGUAACACAGGGACCACCGCUCAGAAACUCACCAAUGACCUGCUGCGCAGCCUCUACGACAGAGACUGUCUGGCCUCUCACUCAAUCUUAGGCAUCGUCAACAGCAAGCAAGGGAUGCCUAAACCAGCUCUUCCAGCACAUGAGAUCCAGGCCAUUCUGAGGACAGUGCAGCGGUUCUUCCCCGGAAAGACUGAUUCGGAAAUAAAGGGCUACAUACGACAGAAGCUUCAGAAUGAGGCCAAGAGGCUUCGGAAAAGGCCACACCCAGCUGAUGAUCCAUUGAUUCUGUUCGUAGAAGCUUAUCGAAUCGGCUGCACGAAAACGCACACGUUUUUUGCCUUUCCAGACAGAAGCACGCAGGCUCCUGAAGGCCAACGGCUGUGUGAGUAAAUUAACCCCGCAUUCACCAGCUGUAUCACCGCACCCACCCCUUUCUGGGGAAAAAACACAUCACCGAACACAUGGCACAAAGGACGGCGUGGGAACUGCAUAUGGUACAUAAUC
Messenger RNA from Sinocyclocheilus anshuiensis, 1229 nucleotides. RefSeq lists its product as uncharacterized. Lineage: Eukaryota; Metazoa; Chordata; Actinopteri; Cypriniformes; Cyprinidae. Gene Ontology annotation, biological process: negative regulation of Notch signaling pathway; positive regulation of neuron differentiation. Gene Ontology annotation, molecular function: transcription corepressor activity; DNA binding. The transcript has 8 exons. The record is from RefSeq and is a predicted model, not a curated record. The coding region runs from base 87 to 1115 and encodes 342 amino acids. Gene Ontology annotation, cellular component: nucleus.